UUUUAAAUUAGCAAAGACUUCUUGGGCUAUUACUUUUGACCUAAAAGGUCAUUCAUGUAGAAUGUUAGAAUGUAAAACACUGUUAAAACGACAUACCACCAGUAGGUGGAACCACUCAACGGCGUCCUCUUCAUUUCUACGACAAAAAUCACGAAGAAGGAUGACGGGUUCAAAGGCGCCAUUGUAUGUUUUCAACUAACGAUAACAACAAGAAGCAACUGAAUCAGUACUUGUACGAGAUUGAGAGCAGAAACUAAAUGAAUGAAAAGUUGUUAUCUUUUGCAAACCUGUUUUCAUGUUGAGAAUAGGCUAGUUAACGAAUUGUCACUACUAGUAUUUUGAAAGCUGUACAUAGGGAACGAAUUGGCUAGAGAUAGCUAGUUUGCUCGCUGAUGUCAUGAACAAUAUUUUGCCAGCUGUAACGUUACACAGGAAGAGAUAGCUAACUUGCCCUGCUCGCUAAUGUUGUAUUAACAUUACGCCCCAUGGAGUUGACAGAUCAAACUCCGUUGAGUAAGUCUAACGUUACAACGCAAAACUCUGCUCUGCUGUCAGCAUUGGAGCAGUUAAAAUCAUCAAGGACCACUCGACAGAAAAUUAACAACCCUCUUAAUGUGGCGGUCAUUUCUAUCCAGAGGUAUCUAGAUCAAAGUAACGUUGGCGCUAAAACCGAUAGUUGUACCGAUGUUUACACGUACGAUCUGACUGUGACAGAUGGGGCAUGGAAAGUAAAAUGUAAACUUUCCACAACUCUACAUUCUUUGCUGCACAGAAAUAUUCUUCGUAGCGGCAUUGAUGUUCGUAUUGUGGAGUUUGCGAUCAUUUAUGACGAGAGGAGGUUAGGUCAGAGUUUUGUGCGCAUAGAUAACCUCGAAUGCACCUCAGAAGUGUCGGAGGUUUUUCGGUCUGCCAAAGACCUAGAUGCUCUGUCAGUUUGGACAAACAACGAUGCUCGAAUGCUCUCCUUCAUCCAAAUGGACCUUCCCCUCGAUGCGGGUCGGAAACAUUAUCUUUCGCUCUGGAAUAACGAAGAUCCGCAUGGCACAGUCUGGACUCCAAACGAUUCGCCAGUUGACGUACUCUUUGACGUGUCAAAAAUCUGCCUGGUGGCAGAUCUGGAGUCUUUCUAUGUCAGAGGGAAACCCCCCCGUCCACUACUUGUAAGAGUAAUGCACAAAUCCCGCUUGAGAUACUAUGGAAAACCAACCAAAAAUACCGACUUUCCAUUUCAGGCCUACUUCGAAGUGGCUGACCAGAGUGGCACCAUAUCCAUGGUUCUCUGGAAUGAGCUGUGUGUGGAGUGGUACCACAGGCUCAAUGUUGGAACGGAGCUCUACCUCAACCGCUACUCUCUGAAGAAAGCCUACCAACAGCGCACCCGGCCUCAAAUGAACAACAGUCACAUGGUCUUCCACUCCACCGAGGUCAGCCUGAACCCAGAAACUGCGGUGAUUUCUGUGAUCCCUCCACGGAAGGUGCAGCCACAGUGGUGUCUACCUGAGGUCUCCUACCUCUUUCACACUAGGUCCGAAAUUGAGAACUUGGCUGAUAAGGCUGUUGUUGAUGUCAUCGGCCUGGUCACCUUUGUUGGACGUACAGAGCGAGUUAGGAGCCGCGCAAACACAGUUCCUGAGAGGUUCUGGACGUAUCGGUGGGUCCACGCCGUGGAUGGAACAUCAAACGCUCCCUUUAUCCUUGAGAUCUUCUCCACCUCACAGCCAGAUAUGUUCAACAGUAUCCAUCCAAUGGCUCUCCUAGUGUGCACCCAGAUGAGAGUGUGUUGUGGCCCGGGCUCACAUCGCUACUUAACGUCCAGUGCAGAGACCCAGAUCUUCACCACAGGCUAUCACAAGAACCAGCCCUACCAGUCCCAGCCCAAGGUGAAGGCCUUCAUCCAGUGGGUGAAAACGCAGAGGGAUAGAGACAUGCUCACAAAGUGCACAGUCGGAGGGUACUACUGCUGCCCCAAUCCCCAGCCCACCUUGGCCCUCAACACAGACCAGAGCUCAGUAGAGCCCCAGAUACUUGCUUUGGAAGACCUGAAGGGGGCGGUAGAGAGCCUUCAGUAUCGUGAGCAUAAGAGGGUCAUCAUUCAGGGUCAUAUCGUGGCCGUGAAGUACCAUACCUGGCCAACAGGAACCACAAGGCUUACCCAGAAUGCACCGCAGCAACAGGUUGAAGCAUCAGUGGGUGUGGCUUCCACCAGUUUGGCCCCGGCUGUGGAAUCAGAGGGCCCUCAGACGGGUAGAGACACCCCCGUCUCCUCUGACAGCAGCUCCAGUGCACCCCGCAAACGCAAAACAGCACUGCCCCUCAAAAGGCAGAUGAAACGCCACUACAUGACCAGGGCUCAAGCGUUGUCACGGAGAGAAAGUCCCAUCGAUGAGCCACCAGAAGAUGAAGAGGUAAGUGAGGAGGAGGAGGAGGAGGAAGAGGAAGCGCCUGAACAACACGAGCAGCCGUCAGAGCAAACCAGUCAGCCAGCAGCCACAGGGACCGGUCCCCAGGGUAGCGCAGAGCAGUCUUCUGUCGACUCCCCAGAUGCAUCCUGGGAGAGCAGCCUGUCCCCUCUGUCCACCCUGCGUGUAAGUUUCCACCUGCGUGCCUCUGGAGGUCUGCACCGGGAGAGCGUGGCGGAAGGCUUCUGCUUCGACGACCAGGAGCUGCACCUGCGCCAGAUCAACCUGCACCCGUCCCGCUGGAGCCCCGAGCUCUACCCGCCGCAGCACGCCACCCACCCAGCCGCGGCCUGCGACGGCUACUACACCCUCACCAUACUGGGGCUGAAUCAGCAGGUGGCAGUAGAUGCCCUGUUUAUGCCCGUUUGGUCCUCAAAAGACCCCCGGGCAGCCAGCAUGUCCUGGAGUCUCCAUGACAACAGCCUCCUGUCAUGCCUCAUGUCAGGUCACUUCUGCCCUCCUCCGAACACUUCUGGAUCAACAGACACCCCACGCCCCACCCCAGAGGAGGUGAUGAGCUCGGUGGCUUCGCUUGAACAGGAGCACAUGGUGUGUGUGCUGGACAUCUGUCUCCUAGGAGACGGGAAAGCGGAGGUGAUAUGCUCCAGGGUCUUCAGAACCAGGGACCUCAUCACAUCACAGACCAGCAGUGCCCAGUAGAAUGCACUGACUCAUUUUUAGUGGGUAUAUGAAGACUUGUGAAUUUAAUAAUGUGAAUCACAACCUGAUUAUUUUUAAACGUUAAAUUUAGGAAUGUAUGUAAAUUUAUAUGUGUGUGCCGAUCUGUUGUAUUUUUAUACUUGUACUUAAAUAUACAAAUAAUAUUUUUUUUGUGUGUUCAUUUAUUAGUUAUGCCCUAAUAGGCAAAAAUGAUAUGCUGAUAAAUGAUAACUGCUCAGACACUCUUAACUCUUAAGGCUUUUCAGUACCCUGGGUGCAUAGGAAAGGAACAGUGCUCAAUAAAUCCAUCUUCAGUAGUCCUUAACAGCAGUCCAUGUUCAGGUGGAUACGGUGUGUUGGUAUUAGACCUGAA
Clupea harengus (Atlantic herring) is the source of this 3492-nucleotide messenger RNA. NCBI's taxonomy places the organism in Eukaryota, Metazoa, Chordata, Actinopteri, Clupeiformes, Clupeidae. The record is from RefSeq and is a predicted model, not a curated record.